Molecule: messenger RNA, 2353 nt
Organism: Molossus molossus (Pallas's mastiff bat)
Lineage: Eukaryota; Metazoa; Chordata; Mammalia; Chiroptera; Molossidae
Gene: CHST3
Product: carbohydrate sulfotransferase 3
Exons: 4
Coding region: 603-2036 (477 amino acids)
Biological process (GO): N-acetylglucosamine metabolic process; carbohydrate metabolic process
Cellular component (GO): Golgi membrane
Molecular function (GO): N-acetylglucosamine 6-O-sulfotransferase activity; chondroitin 6-sulfotransferase activity
Source: RefSeq, a predicted model, not a curated record
CUCCCUGGGAGAUGAGAUAUGUCCUGGUGUCUGCAACACAUGUUUCUUUCAAGACUAUCAAGAGCCUUGUAUUUGGAGGAGUGUGAGACAUGAAGAGGUCUAGAGAGUUGUCCAAAGUCACACAGCAAGUUGGUCACAGGGCUCUGUGGUCACAGUCCUGGUGCCUGGCCAGGACUCUGAGCUGCCCACUGUGCUCCCGUUUUUGCUAACUGCUUGCUCGGUGAUACAGCAUAGUGGUUGGAUUCAUGGACUCUGAGCCCGGCUGCCUGCAUCCAAACCCCAGCUCUACCUGGCAACCAAGGACAAGCUGUUUGGGCUCUGCUUGCCUGAGAUGGAGGUGGUGGUUAUCAUCUACUGUUAUCUAGAUUGAUGCAAAAAUGACCUCAGGUGGGGAUAAAAAAUAAAAAGAAUUGAGUCAAAUUGUAGGACUUGCUUGCUGUUACGGGGAAAUCCACACGUCUGGUGACCAGGAAUAGUGUUCUACAUAAAAGUCAAGAAGACACAAGGAAGAAACACGGAUGAGGGUGUCCCCCACCUGAAGACAACGAGCCAGGUCCUGAGUGAUGCCCCGGAGCUGAGUGCCCACGGCCCCAGCCUUCCCCAUGGAGAAAGGAUUUGCUUUGCCCCAGGAUUGCCGGGACUUUCUGCACAGUCUGAGGAUGAGGAGCAAAUAUGCCCUUUUCCUGGCUUUUGUGGUGGUGCUUUUCUUUAUUGAAAAGGAAAAUAAAAUCAUAUCGAGGGUGUCCGACAAGCUGAAGCAGAUCCCCCAGUCCCUGGCAGAUGCCAACAGCACUGACCCAGCCUUGGUCUUGGCCGAGAAUGCAUCCCUCUUGUCCCUGAGUGAGCUUGAUUCAGACUUCACGCAGCUGCAGAGCCGCCUGCGAAACGUCAGCCUGCAGCUGGGCUUGCAGCCAGCAGAGGAGGCCGAGGGGGAGGAGGCCGCGGGGGAGGGGGCGGGGGCGCAGCGUCCAGGCCCCGCGGAGGCCGGCCCCCGGCGCCACGUGCUGCUCAUGGCCACCACCCGCACAGGCUCCUCUUUCGUGGGCGAGUUCUUCAACCAGCAGGGCAAUAUCUUCUACCUCUUUGAGCCGCUGUGGCACAUCGAGCGCACGGUGACCUUCCCGCCGGGAGGCGCCAACGCGGCGGGCUCGGCCCUGGUCUACCGCGACGUGCUCAAGCAGCUCUUCCUGUGCGACCUGUACGUGCUGGAGCAUUUCAUCAGCCCCCUGCCCGAGGACCACCUGACCCCGUUCAUGUUCCGCCGCGGCUCCAGCCGCUCGCUCUGCGAGGACCCGGUGUGCACGCCCUUCGUCAAGAAGGUCUUCGAGAAGUACCACUGCAAGAACCGCCGCUGCGGCCCCCUCAACGUGACGCUGGCCGCCGAGGCCUGCCGCCGCAAGGAGCACAUGGCCCUCAAGGCCGUCCGCAUCCGGCAGCUGGAGUUCCUGCAGCCGCUGGCCGAGGACCCCCGGCUGGACCUGCGCGUCAUCCAGCUGGUGCGCGACCCCCGCGCCGUGCUGGCCUCGCGCAUGGUGGCCUUCGCCGGCAAGUACGAGACCUGGAACAAGUGGCUGGCGGAGGGACAGGACCCGCUGCGAGCCGAGGAGGUGCAGCGGCUGAGGGGCAACUGCGAGAGCAUCCGCCUGUCGGCGGAGCUGGGCCUGCGGCAGCCAGCCUGGCUGCGGGGCCGCUACAUGCUGGUGCGCUACGAGGACGUGGCCCGCAGGCCCCUGCACAAGGCGCGGGAGAUGUACCGCUUUGCGGGCAUCCCCCUGACCCCGCAGGUGGAGGACUGGAUCCAGAAGAACACCCAGGCGCCCCGGGACAGCAGCGGCAUCUACUCCACGCAGAAGAACUCCUCGGAGCAGUUCGAGAAGUGGCGCUUCAGCAUGCCCUUCAAGCUGGCGCAGGUGGUGCAGGACGCCUGCGGCCCCGCCAUGCAACUCUUUGGCUACAAAUUGGCGCAGGAUGCCGCCUCCCUCACCAACCGCUCAGUCAGCCUGCUGGAGGAGCGGGGCAUCUUCUGGGUCACGUAGGGGGCCUGGGGCCAUGUGCACCCCUCGUGAAAGCCCCGCCCUGCCUUCCUCACACCCAAGCCAGCUGUGAGCCAGUGGCGCUCGCAGAGGAUGGCGGGAAGCCGGGCAGUGAGCAGGCUGCCCCUCUGCUGUAGAAGUAGCCCCCAGCCAGCUAGCUUCCCCACCGCAGCGGUGGGCUGGGGUUUGUGGCUGAGAACAGAACAGCGUCCUGCCCCUUGUGGGCCAUCAAACCCAGACCUAAGGGCAGGUCCGGCAGGCCCCGGCCUAAUGACAGCCUUUCUCUCUCUCUCUCUCUCUCUCUCUCUCUCUCUCUCUCU